Orbicella faveolata is the source of this 4621-nucleotide messenger RNA. RefSeq names its product dynein light chain Tctex-type-like. NCBI's taxonomy places the organism in Eukaryota, Metazoa, Cnidaria, Anthozoa, Scleractinia, Merulinidae. Gene Ontology annotation, molecular function: dynein intermediate chain binding. Gene Ontology annotation, cellular component: cytoplasm; cytoplasmic dynein complex. The record is from RefSeq and is a predicted model, not a curated record. Gene Ontology annotation, biological process: microtubule-based movement.
CGUGCUAGUCUCACCACUAUCUUGAAAAGAUAGUGAGUAGCUAAUAAGAGAUCGGUAUUCAAGAUAUAGCGCUUACUGAAACAAUUUUGAAGUAUUUCGUGACCCGCGAUCACGUCAGUGCCAUCUCUCGUAACACGGUCAUGCAACGUUGUUUUCUUUCUUUCUUUUCCUUUCUUUAACUAUGUAUUCCUUUCCGGCGGACACGCACGAAAGCCAAUCUUUCAGAAGGGUCAUGCAAUGCUCUUGAUUACUAUUGUUUUCUUUUUCUUUUUCUUUCUUUAUGUCGUGAAUUGCCUUCCUGCGGACGCGAAACCCAUGUUAAAACAAUUGCGUCCACCAAUUUCUGAUUUAGGGGUAAUGAGAUCACCACGAAAAGAAAGUGGGAAGAUGGAAAGAUAAUUUCUUGUUCAUGUCUGUUGAGUAAUAACUCGAAAUUAAAACGGGCUUUACCGGUUGUAGAAAGGAUGCCAUUACCCAAACAUUUCUUUUUAAUUACUGUAUCCGACCGACCGCAAUAAGUGAAGUGCUCUAAUUAGAAGCGCUUUUAAUACUCUGUGAAACCGCGGUGGUUCUUUAGUUAUUUUGAGCCUGUUUUGACGAAAAAGGGACAAUCUAGCGAAUAAACCGUUUACAUUUUCUUACAAAAACAAGCCAAGACAGGAUUCUACCGCGCGAUUAUUUUUUCAGUGACCUGGGGCCAAACAUUUAAGUAGACACAGUUUAUCUUGUUUGGAAUUUUGUUUACAUUUGAAAGGUCAUAAACAAGGCGCGCAUUGUGAUUAAAAGUUCUUAACAUUGUAGCUGCUGAUGCAAGUCAAACGUGAAUUUGCGUGUCCAACCACACGAACUAUCACUAUCGUGUUUUGUGCAACGUAGUCGCUUACGUGAGCAAGUUUUUCAAUAGCGCGGAUUAAGGAACACGAACGGAAACAAGGGCUUAUCCUGAGAAACUAUAAAAAACUUCGAUUCGGCGGAGAGACCCACAAAGAAGGUGUGAAGGAGGUGUGUCUCUCGUUACUGCGAGCAACUCUUUUGAUAACUGUUUCGAUAUGGAGUCUGAGAUUUCUGCCAAGAAGUUAAUUCAUGACCUGGAGGGAAUAACUCUAGCAAAGAACACUGCUGUGAGGAAAAGAAAGACUUCUUUGUUCGACGCACAAGAGCGACCCACGGUACGGGACGAUGAUCGUGGAAUUGCCGUCGUGACACACGCUGAUUAUCCCUUGAGAAGUCGAUCACGCUCUCUUCCGGUCGACCCUGAAAAAGUGAAGAUUCCGAGUGGAUUUGUCAAAGAAAACGUAAGCAAAGUCAUUCGAGACGUAUUGGAGAGCAAACUCAGCGGGAAGAGGUAUGUGGCUGGCGAAUGCGCGGCGACUACGCGCGAACUCGUCAAGAUACUUCGCGACAGAGUCGUCGCACUCGACAUGAAGAAGUAUAAGUUUAUAUGUACGUGCUACAUUACACAGAAGCUGAAGCCAGCCCCUGCCAUACAAAGCGGCUGUGCUUGGGAUGAGGGAGUGAUUGGCAUUGACAAAGACGGUUUUGCUGAGUAUAUUUACAAGAACGACGAUCUCAUUGCGGUUGCCACGGUGUAUGGUGUUUACGCCCAGAAGAGGUCGGAGAGAGAGAAAUGCAUCAAGAGCAUCAAAAAUGCGAUUCACUCUCCUAUCCCUGAGUAAAACCUAGCUCCCGAGGAAUUUAUGCUUGCGGGCAUAAAAGCUGAUGCAAACGAGGAGAAAUGAUAAUGGGAUGGCAAACUUACGCAUCGCAAAACGUAAACAAGGAGUUUGUAACUUCAACAAUGCUUGCCAAACAAAACAGAAAGGUGAAUUUGUAACUAAAGAAGUCAAAAUAACUUACAUAAAUAAGAAACAUGACAAAUGGAUCGUCUUACAGCCGAAAGAGGUAGAUACUUAAAAGUCACUUUUGCGCCAAUAUCUUUGACGAGCGCAGGCUACAACAGGUUGGGCGAGCAGAUACCUUAAUGGUCAUAUCAUAAAGUUCAUAUUCGUAAAUAUCUCAGUAUAAACUUAUGUAUGCAAAAGUUUGAAGAAUGGUUCAUAGUUAAAAUGAUACUUGGUUAAAGAACGUUGCAUUUGAGAUGGAGAAUACGAGGACAAUGUUUAGCCACGAUUCUUUGGUCAGUGGAAGGGUUAUAUAAUUAACUGCAUACUUUCUAGUUCACAUAAACUGAUAAUGAUAUCAAGAGAUAAUUACUUGUUCGAAUGGCGACGAAUUUCAAUUACUCCUAAGAAUGCCGUGACAAGUCGGCACGUAAAAUGUCACGCAUGAGCAGUCAAGGGUCGCGCGCUGCACGCCUUGCCAAUUAACACUGACUGGCACGAAAACACGCUUUAUUCGACAUGAAACAGGCGAUGAUUCGUCAACAAGUAUCCAAGUAGCUAAUAUCUCGUAAACAAGCUUUCAAAUUCCACUUCUGUGACUGGUUGACUGACUGACUGACUGACUGACUGACUGACUGACUGACUGACUGACUGGCUGAGUGACGGGCUGACUAACACUGACUGAAGGACAGAAUGGUCGACCGACUGACUGACUGACUGACCGACCGACUGACUGACUGAUUGACCGACUGACUGAUUGACUGACUGACUGACUGACUGACUGACUGAUUGACUGACUGGCUAACUAACUGAUUGACUUACUAACCCCAUUGCAAUUCCACGCCUUUUGACUGCUUCAAAAAAUGUGUACUUUAUUUGUACUUCUUAGUUGUAAAGGGAACAGUACAGCAAAGCAUUCUGUAAAUGAUGUCAGAAACGCUGUAUGAGAUAUAUAUUCGUUGUUCCUAGUUUCAGAAGACUAUGCACGAGUAUUAAACUGACAGGUGAUGAAGAGCGGAUAACUAGAAAAAUACCCAAUAUUUAAUUAGCCGAUCAUUUUAAACAGUGAAACGGUAUCAAUUUGAAUUUUAUAAUUUAGAGUAAUUUUAAAUUUAAAAAAUUGUUGUAAAAAAGGUUAUUGGUAUUUCCUACAUAAUCGUGUAUAAUCAAUAUAUAUAUUUAUGGUACAUUGGUCAUAAUAAAAAUUACCAAGCUAUUAUAAUAUUUCUUGUCUCUACUCUACAAGGCCAGUGUACGUACAUGUUCGUACUUCCUGCGUGACAGCUAUUGUUUGCUAAAAAAAAAAAAAAACCUGUGAAAAUUGUUGGAAAAAUCACCACUGGUUACCAGUCUCAUUAAGCUGAGUCCAAGUCUAAAUGUGCUGCUUCCUUAAAUGGCAAGCGCACGUCAGUCCAGCCGUGAAUGGGGAGUUGCACGAAACCAUAGCACUUGGCUGGCUCACUAAGCUUGUUAUAAAACUUGAACCGGUAAUCGGCUGGAAAUCCACAGAUUAAAACUGCGUUGACAGGUAUAUCCCCUAUAAAAUGGUGUUGUAAAUUUUCAUUAAAUCCAGGGGAGAAAAUAAACCUCAGAUUUUAGAGCUGCAGACAUUUUUUUAAAGUUUUUCCAUUACCACUCUGAUUGAGAGCUAACCCUAAUCAAGCAGACGGGAACGUGCUAAGCAGGGUCGUCUGCAAGCCUGCAAAUCUUAUGGUCUAGGUUACUGAAAUGGCCGCUUGGCCAGGGAUAGACCUUAAUACUUCUGGACUGCCCGAUGUUUUACACACACUGAGGGUUCUGGGACACCGCUUAUUUUCCCGUUAUUUUCUCCCCUCUAGGAGCCAAGAUUCGGGAAAAUAAGGCCGGAGUGUGUGUCAUUCUUCUCAUUGAUCCGCUAAACGCUCGCUUGGAGGGGAUUGGGAACGAGUUUAAGGCCUCGGAGAAAGGCUUGCCCCAGUUUUCCUCAUUUUUUCCUCGUUCAGUGACCCAAACACACCAGAGUAAAUCAGGCAAAUAGAUAAUCCUCACUUCUUUUAAAGAGCGCUAAAAUACAAACGGCACAAAACCAACUGUGGAAGAAGUCGUAAGAACUAGGCUAGACUUGAUCUCCAAAAACUCUAUUGGCAUCCCUGUGGUAACAGGGAAAACCGGUUUGCUUUUCUUGACUUUUAAUAAUAACUGCAAUUGACCGGAUUAUAGAUUAGAGAUAAAUGAACCCCCCAAGGCGAGAUUAAAUGAGAAAACAGCAAUAUUUUCGUUUUGAUUCGCGGCGCCGAGCUCAUUCAAAUUCGUUUACGCGGAUUAAGACGCAAGAGCAUAAGCAGAACUGGCCGAAGAAAAUUAAACCAUGUACAACUGAGUAAAGUGGUGAAAGUUGCGAUGGAGUAAACGACACUCUCCCAUUGCGUGACGGUUAACUGUAUAACACGUUAUCUUUAUUAUUAUUUCACAGACACGGGUUAAGCACGGGAACUUUUGUUUGUAGUCAGUGAGUCCGGAGUGAACCAAGUUAAAUCUAAUCACGCGCUGAUUACACGCAAGCAUUAUGAUAAUUUGUUAUCGAAACUGCGAAGCAGAUUUGAAAUAUUGCCUGUAUUCGUUGUCUCUAUUGCUGGUUUUCAGUGUCACGCCAUUCAAAGUAGAUCAAAAUAAAAAUCAAAACCGUUCAAUAGAUAAAGUCCAGAAGCUGAGAAAAGAUAGAAAGUAAAUGUUCAAAGACUCUCGACAAGAUUCAGGUCACAGCAAUUUUUCUUAUGCAAGAUAUGCGGAGAAACUUUUUA